AUGUCAACAAUUUUUCGUACAAAAUAUUUGAGUGAGCAACAACUUUCUGGAUUUAAUAAAUAUAAAUAUGCUUGUAUAGAUAAUUCUCCAAUUUCUGUGUAUAUUUCACAUCCUUUUUGGAAUUGGAUUGUUGAGUUUUAUCCUCGUUGGUUACCUCCAAAUGUUUUAACUCUUGGUGGAUUUUUAAUUUUAAUUUCUUCUUUUAUUUUGGUGUCUAUUUAUGAUUAUAAUUUUAAUUCAAAUACUUUUGGUUUCAAACAAGAAGAAGCAAUUCCAAAUUGGAUUUGGUUAGUUUGUUCUAUUGCUACUUUUUUGGCUCAUUUACUUGAUGGAACUGAUGGAAAGCAGGCGAGAAGGACUGGAUCGAGUGGACCGACAGGAGAAUUGUGUUGUAUAUCUCCAUAUACAAUGCUCUGUGUUUUAAUAUCGGUUCAACUUGUAUUUAUUUGUAGUCAUUGGGAAAAAUAUAAUACUGGAGUUUUGUUUUUGUCUUGGGGUUAUGAUGCUAGUCAAUAUGGACUUUGUAUUUUUCACCUUUUCGCCUUCUUUGCAAAUCCAAAAAUUUUUCAUUCUAAUUUGGUUGAAGGGCUAAGUCUUGCCUAUUUUAUUGCUACAACAUUUUUUAUUUCUUGUAUUCUUUCUUUGGCCAGUUGUUUGUAUAAUGUUUACCAUGCUUAUAUAAUUUCAAAAACGGGAGUACAGGUUUUUAUUUUAUUUUUAGAACAAAACAGCUUAAAUUUUAAUGGAUGUUAA
Molecule: messenger RNA, 753 nt
Organism: Meloidogyne enterolobii
Lineage: Eukaryota; Metazoa; Nematoda; Chromadorea; Rhabditida; Meloidogynidae
Source: the annotation of a GenBank genome assembly